Messenger RNA from Oncorhynchus mykiss (rainbow trout), 7846 nucleotides. Its product is annotated as AF4/FMR2 family member 1. Gene Ontology annotation, biological process: regulation of gene expression. Lineage: Eukaryota; Metazoa; Chordata; Actinopteri; Salmoniformes; Salmonidae. Gene Ontology annotation, cellular component: super elongation complex; nucleus. The record is from RefSeq and is a predicted model, not a curated record.
AUGCCCUGAGACCAGGAUCCAUAUGCACAGUUACUAGCAGAGAACUAUGAAAGAACAGUUAUAGACAGUUCAUUUAUAUACAAAUUUCGAUGACAUUUGACUGGUAAACAAUGUAAUCAAGAAGGGAGAGGGGAGGGGGGAGAGAGAUUAUCCAAUCAAGGAUUGUCAGAAACACAUGGCAAGCAACUUACAAUUUGUUUUUUUUGUUGAGGCGCACCAUGGCAGCUCGUUCAAGCUACAAUGAGGAGAGGAACCUCCUUCGCAUCCAAGAGCGGGAGCGGCGGAAUCAGGGAACCUUCCAGGAAAAGGAGUUCUACCAGGAGACCGUUCCCCUGUUCGGGGAGCCCUAUAAGACGAACAAAGGAGAUGAGCUGUCCAGCCGUAUCCAGAGGAUGCUGGGUAGUUAUGAGGAUGUGAACAAUCCCAACACUCACCAGUGUUUGGACAGCAGCUUCUCUAAGGAGCCUCAAUCUCAUGUCACCACAAAGUAUGGGCGGCCAUCUCGCAGCCGAGACCGAGCGAAGCCUCCAUUCCAGAACCCUCCUCAGUACGGGGCAAGCCAGAGCCAGAGUGGUGGUCCACCCCGUGGUAGCCACUCUGGCCAGCCUCUGAAGAAGAUCCACGGUCCUUCCUCCUCCUACACCCAGUCCUCCCUGGGUCUCAGCCAGGGCCAGGCCUGCCCAGACCCACACCAGAGAAAGACUGAGCUCUGGCCAGACCUGAGGGAGUGUGCCAGUCUUCCUCCAGUCCUCUCCGCCCUGUCCCCCCCAGCCGAUCCCCUAUCCCCCCUACAUUCCAGUGACCCCAGCGACUCUGAACACCAGGACUCCCCCCUGCACCCUGAGAGGCACCCGGCCUCUCCCCUACACCCCGACUCACACUUCCCCAUGGUGUCCCCCCUGGAUGACCCCCAGAGAGACGUCCCGCCUCCGGCCAUCGAUGGGGCAACCCUACCCUCUCAGACCUUCCCUCCACCACUGGCCUCCAAACCCAACCUGGUCAUGCCCCAGAAGCCAACAGCCUACGUCCGGCCCAUGGAUGGCCAAGACCAGGUGACCAGCGAGUCUCCGGACCUCAAGCCCUCUCCAGAAGACUUCCAUGGGCAGUCUUAUCAUGAACCCUUACCAGACUUAAAAAGCACCAGGCCCAGCCUUUCCAAACUGAAGAUACCAUCACAGUCUAUAGAGACGCUGUCACAUGAAGCUGACUGUGUGGAAGACAUUCUGAGGGAAAUGACCCACUCCUGGCCUCCUCUCCUGACUGCCAUCCAGACGCCCAGCACAGUUGAGCCCUCCAAGUUCUCCUUCCCAGUCAAGGAAGCACAGCAUGUCCCACCUGCGUCUCCAGGACAAAAACACUAUGGAUCACCUCCACUAGCCCCGCCCUCCAUCUGUCAACAGAGCUCAUGUACGGUUACAGCAGCACAUUCCAGUGGGGUGGAGUCAGCCAGCUCCAGUGACUCUGAGAGCAGCUCAGGGUCGGAGUCAGGCAGUGAGAGCAGUGAGAGUGGGACAGAGGCCCCCCCACAGCCCCUCAGGAGUAGUAGCCCACCUGUGACAAAGGCGGAGGGCCCCGUGGUGACUAACUGGCAGUUGAACAACUGGAUCAGAGUGAGCCAGCAGAACCCCAGCACAGAGAGCCAGAGUGACGCUCUACUGAGCCCUCUACCCAAACAGCAGCAGAGCCAUGAGGAGGAGGCCAUUCCUCCCAGGGACUACAAAUCCAACACACCCCCACGUCGCUCAGAGUUCAGUGACGGCGAAGCCAAACCUCAACGCAGUGAAGAAGCUGCCCACAACCAGCAUGUCCAACACAAGUCCCCGGCCACCUCGCACGUUGGGAACAGCAGCAACAGCAGCAGCCAGAGAAAGACAGUGGGGAACAAACACCCCUCCAGACCAGCCAAGGCUCCCCGACCUGAAGACCCUCAGGCUGGGUUACAGGUGGAGAGUGUGGAGGUGGUCCCCCGUGACAAAGACACCUCGUUCACAGACAGGCCAAAGGUCAAAACGAAAACCGGCCACAGCAAUAGCAAGAGCAGCGGAGCCAAAACAAACAGCAGGAAGCCUGCCAAGCGUGGCACCUCUGAGAAGAAGACCGAACAACCAGCGUCACAGGGUGGCCCCAAGGUCACUCUGGUGCUGGACUGUAAGCGGGAGAAGUCUCCUAGUCCCAGUCCUGCCCAGGAGGUAGACCAGCCAGCCCCAGCUUUGGUGAAGACCAUCAGUGUCAGGACAGAGACCCUCCCGGCCCCUCAGAAGGGCCAAAAGAAGCCCCGGCGCCACUCUCUAGACCCAGCACACAAGGCCAAGCGGGAGUCCUCAGCCAAAGCUUCCAGGGUCUGCCAAGGUCCUCCACGGGCCCUGCUGGUAAAGAUAGAAUUGAGCCUGCUUUCCAGGGUUCCCUCCCAGGGUUCCAGGCCUUCUUCAGGGGGCCAGGAGCCAGCCAUCAGGAAGGGACCCACCACGGCCCCAGAGAGGGGGGACACCAACCCCGCUGCCCCCAUCCCUACCAAAGUCUGCAAGAAGAGACCGGCUGAGAAGGAUGUGAAAACCGUGCCAAGGAAGAAGCCAAAGCUGCAGAAAGAUCUUAAACCCUCCACUUCAGGUCCUGGUUCCCGCAAGUCUGAGACUGACAGGAAGCGGUCUAAGGGGGCUCCUGUCCCUCUGCUGCAGCCCACCACCACUCGGGACCCUGGGAAAGGGCAGGGGGGCCACAAACGGCAUGCGUUGGAUGCCCCAGAGCCUAGCACAGCAUCUGCAGCCCACCGCAGGGACAGGGAGGCCUCCACACCUGUCAAGCACAAGAAGAGCACUGGAAAACAACGCACAGAGCAUGCCAAGAAAGGCCUCAAGAGCAGCGUUGCCUUCUCCGUGCCUUCCCAGCCCACCGGGGCCGCCCUGUCCUCCAGACCCCUGCUCCAGUUCGAAGAGCGGCAGCAGCCAGUGGAGUAUCACAUGAAGGAAGCCAAAACACUCAAGCACAAGGCAGAUGCCACGCCGGACAAGGUGGGCAAAGCUUUCAACUACCUAGAUGCUGCCAUGUCCUUCGUGGAGAGCGGCAUCGCUAUGGAAACCGAUCCCCAGACCCCGAAGUCGGCGUAUACGAUGUUCGCUGAAACCUUGGAUCUGAUCAAGUUCAUACUGAAACUAAAGGGCUCUGUGAACCCCUCGGCUCCUGCUACAGACAAGGACUUUACAGUUUUAUGCAUGAGGGGCCUGUCCCUUCUCCAGAUGGCCAUGUUUCGCUACAAACGAGAAGCAGCGCUUAAGUAUUCAAGGACCCUGACAGAUCAUUUCAAGAGCUCUAUAAAGCCUGCAACCCAGGCUCCUUCGCCAUGUGUCUCAAAAAGCACAGGUACCCCAUCCCCCAUGUCUCCCAUGCCGUCUCCUGCCAGCACAGCCAGUUCUGGGCCGGGCUCCAACCACAGCAGCGGGGCGGGGGCAGGCACCGUCAGCACCGUGGCCAUUCCACAGGUCAUCCAGCAGGUGGCGUCUUCCUACGUCAACAUCACGGCACUCUUCCUGAGUGCUCACGACAUCUGGGAGCAGGCUGACGAGCUGGCCCACAAAGGCAGUGGUUUGCUGUCUGAGUUGGACUUGGCUCUGGGCCCGUUGAGCCUGACGUCCACCAUGAGCUCUUUGGUGCGUCACACACGGCAGGGACUGCAGUGGCUCCGACUGGACACCCGUGAGGCACAGUGACCGCUUCUCAGCCCUGCCCUGUCGACAAUGCCUAGCCCAGCCCUGGCUUUCCCUGUCCGCGACAUCCGUCUUGGUUUUAUUUAUUGACGGGCCAUCAGAUGAAUGCAGGAUCCCAAGUCCCUCUACAAGUUGUUCACAUGGAUACCAAGUCACCUUUUUUCUCUCAACUACAUAUAUCUAUAUAUAUAUAUAUAUAUAUAUAUCUAUCUCACACACACACACACACACACACACGGAUUACAUGCAUUUUCGGGUCCCUGUCCUCUGUUGGUCACAUUGAAGGGUUCAUCAACAAACAACUAUCACAUCCUCUGGAGCUCAGGGGGGGCUGAUGGGGGCAGAGCUGAAUAGGACUUCCUCCCUUUCUCAACAACAAACCGCACAGCCAGCUGACUGGCCCUGCCACCCCUCUGGGGGUCAGUAGGGCUGUCUCCCCGUGGCCUGCCCCACCCCUCUGGGGGUCAGUAGGGCUGUCUCCCCGUGGCCUGCCCCACCCCUCUGGGGGUCAGUAGGGCUGUCUCCCCGUGGCCUGCCCCACCCCUCUGGGGGUCAGUAGGGCUGUCUCCCCGUGGCCUGCCCCACCCCUCUGGGGGUCAGUAGGGCUGUCUCCCCGUGGCCUGCCCCACCCCUCUGGGGGUCAGUAGGGCUGUCUCCCCGUGGCCUGCCCCACCCCUCUGGGGGUCAGUAGGGCUGUCUCCCCGUGGCCUGCCCCACCCCUCUGGGGGUCAGUAGGGCUGUCUCCCCGUGGCCUGCCCCACCCCUCUGGGGGUCAGUAGGGCUGUCUCCCCGUGGCCUGCCCCACCCCUCUGGGGGUCAGUAGGGCUGUCUCCCCGUGGCCUGCCCCACCCCUCUGGGGGUCAGUAGGGCUGUCUCCCCGUGGCCUGCCCCACCCCUCUGGGGGUCAGUAGGGCUGUCUCCCCGUGGCCUGCCCCACCCCUCUGGGGGUCAGUAGGGCUGUCUCCCCGUGGCCUGCCCCACCCCUCUGGGGGUCAGUAGGGCUGUCUCCCCGUGGCCUGCCCCACCCCUCUGGGGGUCAGUAGGGCUGUCUCCCCGUGGCCUGCUCAACCCCUCUGGGUCCUGUCUGUCUUGGAGGUCAGUGAGGCCAUGUCCCUGUGGGAUGGUUGUCUGAAGAUACCUGCUUUUUUUUUUUUGGUUGUGGUUCAGAGAGGCCUCUCACCUUUCUCCUGUGGUAAUGCAAAGCAGUAAUGACAACAGAUUAUUUAUUAGCCUCAUUAUCAUGAUCUUUAAUUAUUAUAUCACUUUAAAUAUAUUGUUUCAGUUAAGUUUUUUUUUUGUUUGAUUAAAAGCGUUGAUAUGGCCAAUUGUUUUACUUCACAACCAACUAAAAAGUCCUAUAGAAGUGAAGGGAUCCAGCCAUCCAAGACACGUCUAUAAUAAUACUGUUAGAAUUCGGCAGGAUAUAGUUAGUAUGUCUCUGCUGUACCAUAAAGUAUUAUAAAGUGACUAGAUGCGUUGUCCUGAAAUAUGGGACGUCGGUAUUCUUGAAUGGAGACAAAGAUAGUCCUUGAUACUUUUUUUGUGAAGAUAUACUAUUAUAUCUUAUUAUAUCCCCCAUUUUUCUCUUCAAAAGAGAUGGAUUCUACGUGCCAGGGCAGGUCCACUAUGUUCAAUCAGUCGUGACAGAAAUAGGAUUUGAGUUGGAUUUUGUACUUGCUUUCCCUUUUUAUUUUAUUUUUUUUGUCAACAACUGCUCAUCUAAGACAAGAAAACCAAAUGGUCGGAUUUGACCAUUCCUUACUCUUCAGACAGGAAGCAGGAAGUAACUACCUCAUCUUCACUGCACAUGGGAAGCAGAGCAACGCUGUCUGAUGGAGGUGGAGAGAGAGAGAGAGAGAGGGAGAGAGAGAUAGAGGGAGGGACCUGUGGCCUAAUGUGAUGGUUGAGAGCGUUUUCUCUAGUUGUGUAAUCUAUCCAGCAUACAUGCUUUUUAACACUCAGGCUGAAGCUGCGCAUCAAACCAGUUUUUAUACAGACGUCGUUCAGUAGAAAUUAAAAGUACCUUAGAUGGGUUUUUUUUUUAAGGACACUUGCCGUCUGUCUCCCCAAAUGGAAUACUUAUUGAAUAUAGCAUCAUCUUGUAUUGAUCAUUGACAAAGCAAGUCCCAUUUAACUGAAGUCAAAAGUGGAUUUAGUAUGUGGGUAGGAGUUUUGAAAAGCAGGAUACUCUUCCCUUUCCGAACAGUCGUGCCCGUUGGAAAUGAUUCGCUGUAGGACUGGCAACCUGUGAGGAAGCGUUGACCGGCUGUUUAUUUUACAUCCUUUGCGUAGCUCUGGUGUCACGUCACGUCUUGUGCGUACGUACAAUAACGGCCCAUGUCAUUCGAAAAUGACACUUAUCAACACAUCUAAAUGAUUGCUGGGUUGUUGUUGUUUUUUCGUAUGGUAGUCGAAAAUACAGUUUUAUGUACCACACAGGUCAGCAGAAGUGACUGGGCAAAUGAUUGGCUAAAUCUUACAACUGGUCUUUGACCCUAUUGCCCAUUUUUAUCUCUUCAGUGCCUAUUACCACCAUUUUUAGACCACACAACUCCCUAGAUGACACAAGAUGUGCGUCCCAAAUUGCACCCUAUUCCUUAUAUAGUGCACUAUUUUUUUUUUUGACCAAGUAGUCUACUAUUUAGGGAACAGGGUCCAAUUUGGACAUAGACUGUCUUUCAGAGGAGUAUUAAUUUUUAUCAUAGACAUUUAUUAUCUUCAUUGUGUGUGUGUUCAGCACCGUCUGUCUAUUCAUCGAGAUCAAAGAUUACCAGACCUAGACAAUGCCUUUCUGUAGACUGAAUUCACAUAAUUUCCCUUUAAAGCACCCUGUUGAAUUUCUGUAGAAUGAAUGACUUGGUAUUUGUUUCUCUGAUUUAAAAUUAAAAAAAAGGUGGGGGUUUGAUGGUAUUACAAUUUACACACUUGUAUUUGAUUAAAUCAGUGGUUUAUUUCAUGUUUAACGGAUGUUAUUGAUGGCGAAAUACUAGCGAUCCUUAUUAUUUUGCACCAGUCAAUCAAUAUUCUGAUAUUUAAGCCUAUACAACCCUGCCUCUCUCUCUCUCAUUUCAGCAUUAACACAACAAUGCUUACAGCAAGAUAUAAAAAACCAACGUGUGUCAUUUACACUUGUUUCAGUGUGAUUUUUUUUCUCGGUUUCCUCCAGGGUUGGAGUCCUCUUGCUUGUUGUAAAGGCUUUGGUUAAGAGCAAUAAAACAGGGCGGCGAAUGCAAAAUGAUACAUAGAACAUGAAUAAAAUACUGUUUUUGAUGAAAGAUUGGAGAUUGGUUUACAUCACCAUGCUUUGCUUAAAAUUGACUGAAUCUGUGCCGUUUAGUUAAAUGAAUUGUUUUAUUGUAACUAUACUGUAACAAGAGAAGAAAAGAAAGAAAUUGGAGCUCACUGGACAAGCUAUUUCUAUUGGCGUACAAAUAUUUAAGGGCUGCACAUGAAACCACAAAAGGAAAAAUGCGCUUGUAUUUAUUUUAUCACAAAUAUGAACCGUAUGAGUAGAGUAUACUGGUACCAUGGCUUUUUCUUUUACAUAUAUUUAAAAAAUCCCCCUCCAAAGUAGGCUGCUUUGUAAGUAAUCAAUCAUACUUUUGAGUUACCCAACUUGGAUGUCAAACUGCACAUGAAAUGGAAUGUUGUCCUGUUUUGAGAUGACGUUCUACAUUUUGUACUGACUAAAACGUUGCUCCGGUUUCUAUGUCAUGUUACUUUGUCCUUUUUCAUAUUUUUUUUGAAGCUUUAUUGUCAUGCUUCAUUUCAAUCUUUUUAUUUUACUUUUUUGCGCUUCAGUUAUAGGUAUUCUGUGUGCAGAAUUAUAAUUAUUGUCCAUAAAUAUAUGAUAUCACGCUAAAAGGAACAACAUCACCUUGGUCAUUUACUGGGAAAAUGUGCAGAAAUCUUUUGUAAUUAAACUUUUUUGCCUUGUGGAAAUAUGUAAAUAGUUUGAGCUGCAAUGUACAGAGAUGUAUAAAGACUGACAAUGAAUUUUGGUUUUCUUUUGACUCAAGUUUUCCCAAAGAUGCUGUUUUGCAGACAUUUUGUAGCUUGGCUGCUGAAGAUGAAUUGUGGCUCAACAGUAUAUUCAGACCUCUGCACUGUAAAAUGUUUGAGGCAAUAAACUGUGGGGGACAAUG